This is a messenger RNA of Saccoglossus kowalevskii, 1476 nucleotides long. RefSeq names its product platelet-activating factor acetylhydrolase-like. NCBI's taxonomy places the organism in Eukaryota, Metazoa, Hemichordata, Enteropneusta, Harrimaniidae. Gene Ontology annotation, molecular function: 1-alkyl-2-acetylglycerophosphocholine esterase activity. The record is from RefSeq and is a predicted model, not a curated record.
AUGACCGUGAGGUCAUCGUCACUGACGUCGAAAAUACUGGGUAUUCUUCGCAAUGUACCGGCAACUGAUAUCAUAAAAACACCCAGAAUAUUUACCAUGUCGGCCUGGCCUUUUUCGAGACAUCUUGGAGUUCCACCUGGACAGGGACCUUUUUUGGUUGGUUGUUUUGAUGUUAUGACUGGUCAUUCUGCGGAAGGGAGUUUUUUGCGUCUCUACUACCCGACCAAUGUGAAAAGUAAUAACGUACGACCCGACAAAUCCCAGCAUCCUUUGUGGUUACCCAAGAAAAAAUACGGUAUCGGUUACGCUGAGUUUAUUAAAUUGUCAUCCGGUGUUAUGAAGUCAUGGAUGAGCUGGUUGUUCGAUUCAUACAGAGUACCGGCAUACUGGAACAGUCCAUUACUUCCAAGUCAACACAAAUCAUCAUUUCCGGUGAUGGUUUUUUCUCACGGUUUAGGGGCCAAUAGGACGACAUAUACCACAAUCUGUCUAGAAAUGGCAUCGCAGGGUUUUGUAGUCGCGGCUGUGGAACACAGAGACAAAUCAGCUUCUGCUACAUAUUAUCUUCAUCCAAGUGAUGAAGGUACAGACUUAGUUGAAGAGUGGGUUCCAUAUGAAAGACCUGUACCUGGGGAAGACGAGUUCCCACUCAGAAGUAGACAGGUGAAUCACAGAGCCGAUGAAUGUGUGAAAGCAUUAAAUCUUUUAGAACAAUUAAACAGUGGUGAAAACAUUACGAAUAUGAUGGACAAUGAGUGUAAUUUUCACCAGUUUAAGGGCCGAUUGGAUUUCAGUAAAAUUGCCGUUUCUGGACACUCAUUUGGUGCUGCCACUGCAUUGAUGUCUUGCCACAAAGAUCAGAGGUUUAACUGUGCAGUAGCUUUGGACUCCUGGUUAUUCCCUCUGGAAAAAAUGGUGGCAUCCGAAAUGAAACAACCAGCAUUAUUUAUUAACACAGAGAAAUUCCAGUGGCCAGGAAAUAUUGUCAGAAUGAAUAGAUUCUGCCAUGAAAAUAAUCAAACUGAUAGGAAAAUGAUUACAAUAAAAGGCACUGUACAUCAAAGUCAAGGGGACUUCCCAUUUUUACUCAAUUCAGUACUGGGACGAAUAAUCAAAUGUCGAGGAUCUUUAGAUCCUCAUGUUGCCAUGACAAUAAAUAACAAUGCAUCAUUAGCAUUUCUCUAUAAACAUUUGGGCAUGGAAUGCAACAGGAGUUAUGAAGAAGUCCUUGCGGGACGAAAUGAACAUGUCAUCAUUGGAACAAAUAUCAAACUUGAUCCGGAAUAUAAAAAGAAAUCUGGGCUUUGAUGGUGAUGAUCAAUAUAUAUCAAUCCCUCUGGUGAAAUGAAAAAUGUGAUCACUGUGACAAAGUAUAACCAAAUACAAGAACAAUGUAAAAUAUAUUAGAUGUAAAAAGCUUUUUUUUAUCUUCAUGAUCUGAAAAUGACUUCUUUGUGACAUUUGUAUAUACUUACG